UAUUCAAAAUCAUAUAAAUUGUGAGUUUCACUGACAAACCCUCAACAACAAAAAAACAAAAAGUUCUCUCUCUCUCUCAUGGUCAUGGGAGCUUUUUCUAUAUCUGUUGCAUUGCUGCUACUUUCUCUUUUUCACCGAGUACACAGUAAGCUUUCUUACAAGGUGGAACAAGCUGUAGAGAGUGGCUGUGACCUUUACCAAGGGAAUUGGGUUUUCGAUAAAUCAUACCCUCUUUACGAUAAUUCAAGUUGUCCAUUCAUUAAGAAGGAAUUCAAUUGCCAAAAUAAUGGUCGUCCAGACACAGAUUAUCUCAAAUAUAGAUGGCAACCCACUGGCUGCAACUUACCAAGAUUCAAUGGUAGAGAAUUUUUGUCAAGACUUAGAGGGAAAAGCAUAAUGUUUGUGGGGGACUCGUUGAGUGAAAACCAAUGGCAAUCACUCACUUGCAUGCUUCAUUCAGCUGUACCAACAGCUAAUUACACCGUGACCAAGACUGGGAACAUCUUCACAUUCACAUUCCCGGACUACAAUGUUACAGUGUUGUUAGACUGGAAUGCAUUCCUUGUUGACAUUAUGGGUACAAGUGAGGGGCGUGCUCUUAAACUAGACUCAAUCGAAGGUGCAAAAGUAUGGAAUGGAAUCGACGUAUUGAUCUUCAAUUCCUGGCAUUGGUGGACUCACACGGGAAGAAAACAACCAUGGGACUUUAUUCAAGUAGGGAAUAAGACGUACAAAGACAUGGAUCGCUUGGUUGCAUAUGAGAAAGCGUUGAAUACAUGGGCUAAAUGGAUAGAUUCCAAUGUCGAACCUAAAAAAACCAAGGUCUUCUACCAAGGUGUUUCCCCUGAUCAUGCAAAUGCAAGUAUGUGGGGGCAACCCAGUGCAAAGGAAUGCGCAGGUCAAACAGAACCAUUGCAUGGCCCAAAAUAUCCAGGAGGUCCACAUCCAGCAGAGCUGGUGGUAGAGAAAGUGCUAAGCACCAUGUCAAAGCCAGUGUACUUGCUCAAUGUUACAACCCUAUCGCAACUUAGAGUAGAUGGGCAUCCAUCAGUUUACGGAUCUGGUGGACACAGCUCCCAGGAUUGCAGCCAUUGGUGCCUAGCUGGGGUACCUGAUACUUGGAAUGAAUUCUUGUAUGCAACUCUCAUUCAGAAUCAGAGCUAGAAUAGUCUCUGUUACUUUCCCCUCCCAAAUAAAACUCUCUAAAUUGAAUCAAUGUGAUCUGUUUUAUUGAAUGAGAAAAAAAUUGACUUUAAUCACACGUGACUACGGCAUGCAUUAAUUAAGUGUAGCGACGUCGUUCCAGACUCAACUCGCUUGUCCUUAGAAGCUAACGACGUCGUCUUUAGAAAGUUGGGAUGUUUAGUG
Messenger RNA from Quercus lobata, 1368 nucleotides. Its product is annotated as protein trichome birefringence-like 43. Gene Ontology annotation, cellular component: Golgi apparatus. The transcript has 5 exons. The record is from RefSeq and is a predicted model, not a curated record. NCBI's taxonomy places the organism in Eukaryota, Viridiplantae, Streptophyta, Magnoliopsida, Fagales, Fagaceae. Gene Ontology annotation, molecular function: O-acetyltransferase activity. Bases 79 to 1164 code for a protein of 361 amino acids.